Messenger RNA from Solenopsis invicta (red fire ant), 456 nucleotides. RefSeq lists its product as uncharacterized. Lineage: Eukaryota; Metazoa; Arthropoda; Insecta; Hymenoptera; Formicidae. Bases 1 to 456 code for a protein of 151 amino acids. The transcript has a single exon. The record is from RefSeq and is a predicted model, not a curated record.
AUGAAGGGUUUGGGCGGAAGCCUGCCUGGAGUAGACGCCGGUGUAAACAUAAUGGAGGAGGAACAGGGAGAGGAAGAAUUACAAGAAGCGGAGAUUACGAAAGCUCUGAAUAAAAUGAAAAAGAGGAAGGCAGCGGGAAUUGAUGGAAUACCGAUGGAGGCAUGGAAAUACGGUGGUAAGAGCCUAUGGAAAAGGAUGAAGAAUCUGAGAAAACAAAUAUGGAAGGCAAGAACGAUACCGAAAGAUUGGAAAAAAGGCAUCGUGGUUCCCCUGUACAAGAGAGGGGAUAAGAAAAUAGUAGGCAACUACAGAGGAAUAUCCUUGCUGUGCACAGCAUACAAGAUAUAUGCAGAGGUCAUUGGAAAUAGGCUGGAGAUGGAGGUAGAAGAAAGAGGUAUAGUGCCGACGAGUCAAGCAGGAAAGGAAGAUCAACGAUGGACAAUAUAUUUGUUUUGA